Molecule: messenger RNA, 782 nt
Organism: Amphibalanus amphitrite
Lineage: Eukaryota; Metazoa; Arthropoda; Thecostraca; Balanomorpha; Balanidae
Product: 60S ribosomal protein L13-like
Exons: 5
Coding region: 66-737 (223 amino acids)
Biological process (GO): translation
Cellular component (GO): ribosome; cytosolic large ribosomal subunit
Molecular function (GO): structural constituent of ribosome; RNA binding
Source: RefSeq, a predicted model, not a curated record
UCUUGAGUGAUGUUUUCUGCAAAUGGCAACCCUGUCUUCCUUUCUCGUGUGUUUACGGUGUCACCAUGGCGCCCAAAAGGAAUAACGUGGUGCCAAACGGGCACUUCCACAAGAAGUGGCAGGAGCACGUGAAGUGCUGGUUCAAUCAGCCUGCCCGGAAAAUCAGGAGGCAUGAGAAGCGUGUCGAGAAGGCCAGGAAAAUGGCCCCCAGGCCUGCCAACAAGCUGAAGCCUGUAGUUCGCUGCCCCACAUUCCGCUACAACACCAAGCAGAGGACUGGCCGUGGGUUCACUCUGGAGGAGCUGAAGGCCGCCGGUAUCCCCAAGAGGCUGGCGCCGACCAUCGGCAUCACAGUGGACCACCGACGCCGCAACAAGUCGGUCGAGGCCAUGCAGGGCAACGUGCGCCGGCUCAAGGAGUACAAGAGCAAGCUGAUCCUCUUCCCCAAGACGGCCAACAAGCCCAAGAAGGGAGACAGCUCGGAGGAGGAGCUGAAGCUGGCCAGUCAGCUGAAGGGCAAGCUGAUGCCGCUGCCGUCGCGGCGCUCCGGCAAGCUGCGCGUCACCUCGCGGGCCAUCACCGAGGACGACCAGAAGUUCCAGGCCUUCAACACCCUCCGCAGGAGUCGCGCCACAGCGCGCAUGUGGGGUCUCCGUGCCAAGCGCGCCAAGGAGGCGGCCGAGGAUCAGGAGAUCGCCGGAAAGGCGGCAGCCAAGAAGGCCGCCAAGGGCAAGUGAUCACCGUGUCAGACCGUUACGAACCAAUACACCACCCGCCGUGGA